UCUGCAGAAAACGCAACAAUACGUAAUUAACACGGAAGCGGAUGUGCUUCAAUCCUGCACUCCAACGAGCCGACAGCGUGCAGCAGAUCACAUCUAUCGGCAUUUGCAGCAAACACUAUAAACAGUUGUGAUCUUGCGUGUGUGAGGCACGUUUGACUGUGUUGUGAUGGAGCUGCUGACAGAUGCGCUGUACUGGAUCGGUGCUGUCACUGUGGCCUGGGUCUCGGUGAGCACUCUGUGCUGUCUGCUCAGCGGGAUUCGCGUGUGGAUUGUGGGCAAUGGAAAUUUGAUGCGGGCAACCAAACUCGGGAAAUGGGCAGUUGUGACUGGUGCCACCGAUGGAAUCGGAAAAGCCUAUGCGGAGGAGCUUGCUCGACGAGGUUUUGCUAUCGUUCUCAUCAGCCGUACUCAAGAGAAGCUGGAUGAAGUGUCCAAAGCUAUCGAGAGCAAGUAUAAUGUAGAGACCAAAACCAUUUCUGUUGACUUUGGAUCUGUGGACAUCUACCCCAAGAUUGAGUCUGGACUGGCCGAACUGGAAAUAGGAGUUUUAGUUAACAAUGUUGGAGUGUCUUAUUCCUACCCAGAGUUCUUCCUCAACAUUCCUGAUGUUGACAGUUUCAUCAACAGUAUGAUCAACAUUAACAUUACAUCAGUUUGUCAGAUGACACGACUGGUACUGCCCAGGAUGGUAGAGAGGUCUAAAGGAGUGAUCUUGAAUGUUGCUUCAGCGAGUGGCAUGUACCCAGUUCCUCUUCUCACCCUCUAUUCCUCCUCAAAGGCCUUUGUGGACUUCUUCUCCCGUGGACUUGAAGCUGAAUACAAAAGCAAAGGGAUUAUUAUACAGAGUGUGCUGCCGUUUUAUGUGACGACAAAACUGAGCAAGAUCAGGAGGGCCACUCUUGACAUUCCAACUCCGGAACGCUAUGUUAAAGCCCAGCUGAGCACUGUAGGCCUGCAGACUCAGUCAAAUGGUUACUUUCUUCAUGCCGUCAUGGGUUGGGUGACUACUGCUCUGCUUCCUGCGAAACUGCUCAACAAAUAUGUAAUGAGCAUGGGGUUGACCCAGCGUGCACGCUAUCUGAAGAAACAGAAGCAAGGUUAGAAUCAGAAAAAGGACAGACAGAGGGAUGAAGGGAUUGUGUGAUUAAACGAAGAGGGACCAACCAACCAACCAACCAAAAAAAAAAAAAAUUCCCAAUCUCUCUGCCCUUUUGCUGUCAGGGGCCAAGAGUAAUCACACCCAAAUGCUCCUGAGAUGGUACAAAACAAGCAGUGUCUUUUCCAGACAUUAGAGUGGUUUAUUGAGUCGUAGCCAACCAAAACAUGAUUUGCUUGAACGGCCUUUGCUGAUAAACACAGUUCUUAUUAGCUGGGUAAGACAACCACAGAAUAGCUGAAGUAUCCUAACAGUCACUAACAGCAUUGAUCAGUACAGUUUGUUUGGUUUUCUUUAAUGUUUAAAGAGAGUAAAUUAGUAAUUCUCUGGGAAUAGUGAUCUGAUGAACAUGAAUAAUGAAAAAACUGUUCUCAACCCGAAUGCAAUGUCUAUUUGUGUAACAACACGUCCAUUAACAUAAUCAGAAGAUUUACAAGUAAUAUGACUGAAAUUAGGCAGGUUGCCUGCAAUCGUUUAAAAAUUGCAUCUGCAGAGUCUACAAAAUAGUGCACUUAUAAUUCUUGGUCCAUAUUUGCUUUUUUUCAUCUAACUCAGCAGUUGUUUAAAAACUAAAUGCACUACAUGAACUAUUUGUGCCCAUCAUAGAUGGCACUAUGCAUUCUAUCUUUAGAGCAUCUUUUUGAAAGGGAUGUGAUUUGUAUUGCACUAACAUUGUUGUGGAACGUUUGAGUACGUCCUGUGUGGUUAACUUUGUACUGCUGGUGACAGGAAGCAAAUUUCAAUUCUGACAACAGUUUAUUCAAAAGCUAAGGCUGUUGUUCCGUUAUUGUAUGGUCUAUGACAAUGCAGUAUUUGCUCCAAAACAGUUAAUAUGAAUGAAACAGUCGUGAAUAACUUUUACAAGACAAAUGUCUAAAGUCUGCAUUCAGUAUGCCUGCUUGUGAAUUGAUCCUGCAAAUAAAAUCAUCUUUCUAAUGAUG
Messenger RNA from Onychostoma macrolepis, 2097 nucleotides. It is a transcript of the gene hsd17b12b, whose product is annotated as hydroxysteroid (17-beta) dehydrogenase 12b. Gene Ontology annotation, molecular function: oxidoreductase activity. Bases 167 to 1102 code for a protein of 311 amino acids. Gene Ontology annotation, cellular component: endoplasmic reticulum. NCBI's taxonomy places the organism in Eukaryota, Metazoa, Chordata, Actinopteri, Cypriniformes, Cyprinidae. The transcript is spliced from 11 exons. The record is from RefSeq and is a predicted model, not a curated record.